Molecule: messenger RNA, 1056 nt
Organism: Hordeum vulgare subsp. vulgare (domesticated barley)
Lineage: Eukaryota; Viridiplantae; Streptophyta; Magnoliopsida; Poales; Poaceae
Product: O-methyltransferase ZRP4-like
Exons: 3
Coding region: 61-1056 (331 amino acids)
Biological process (GO): methylation
Molecular function (GO): O-methyltransferase activity; S-adenosylmethionine-dependent methyltransferase activity; protein dimerization activity
Source: RefSeq, a predicted model, not a curated record
CAGGGUUUGCUCGAUGCUCAGCUCGAGCUCUGGCACAUCUCCUUUGGCUACGUCAAAUCAAUGGCACUAAAGUCCUGCUUGGACCUCGGCAUCGCCGACGCCAUCCACCACCAUGGCGGUGCCGCUACCCUCUCCCAAAUUGUAGCUGUAGCUACGCUCCACCCGUCCAAGAUCUGCUGCCUGCGCCGCCUUAUGCGUGUGCUCACUGUCUCCGGCGUCUUCGGCGUCCAGCAGCCCAGUCCAAGGGACGACGUCCAAGUGGAGCUUGUCUACACGCUCACAGCAGUGUCCCACCUCCUCGUCAGCUCGGCCUCGGUGAACAUUGUCCCCGCCAUCAACCUGCAGCUCCAGCCCAACAUCGUCUCCUCCUUCUCUGAACUCGGGACCUGGUUCCAGCACAAGCUGCCAGAACCAGACCUUUUCAAGUUGAAGCACGGCAAAACCUUCUGGGAAAUACACCAUAAUGCGGCAUUCAACACCAUCGUCAAUGACGCCAUGGCCUCCGAUAGCCGGUUCCUCAUGGACAUCGCCAUCAGGGAGUGCGGCAGCGUCUUCGAGGGUAUAGGCUCCCUGGUCGACGUUGCCGGAGGCCAUGGUGGGGCGGCACAAGCAAUCUCGAAAUCAUUCCCCCACAUCAAGUGCAGCGUGAUGGACCUCGGCCAUGUCAUUGCCGAGGCUCCUAGUGGCACCGACGUGCAGUACAUUGCGGGCGACAUGUUUGAGAGCAUUCCACCGGCAGAUGUUGUCUUCCUAAAGUGGAUUAUGCAUGAUUGGAGCGACGAUGACUGCAUCAAAAUACUAAAAAAUUGUAAUAAAGCUAUCGCUCCAAAAGACGCUGGCGGAAAGGUGAUAAUUGUAGACAUGGUGGUUGGUGGGGGCCCGCAAGACCUGAAGCACAAAGAGACACAAGUCUUGUUCGAUCUUUACAUCAUGCUCGUCAAUGGCAUCGAACGAGAUGAGCAGGAGUGGAAGAAGAUAAUCAUGGCGGCAGGAUUCAGUGACUUCAAAAUCACCCCGAUUCUGGGUGUCCGAUCGAUCAUUGAGCUUUACCCGUGA